GUAAACAGAUUUGUUAGAGGCUGGUUCUAUUCGGACGAUUAUAAUAUGAAGUUGCUGUUACGGUUUAUAUACCACAGUACCAGUGGCAGUAACGCUAGUCGGCAGCAUUGUGAACGUUGGAUGACUGAAAAGAGCUGUGGAAGUUGCUGACACAAAUUUGUAUUUUGCUUUGUUGAAAAGUUUGCGCUUUUCUAGUCAUAUUUUCGUUAUUUUCUAUCUGCUAUAAUCUUUGCUUUUAUUGCAAUAUGUGGUUACUCAGUUAGAUUUUAACCGUGAACGCCAACGGACGAACAUGAGCAAAAUAAUUUAAAAUUGAAUCGUGGAUUGAGUUCAAAAUGCUUUGUUAACCUAAGUUUGAAGUUAAGCAAGUGCAAUAUUAGCUAUAAUCCCGAAAAUUAGUAUACGGCUAAAAUGAAAAUAUAACCGUCCAAAUUAAUUUUGUGUAUUAUUUCUAUAUACAAUUAAAAUACAGCAACAGCAAACUUAAAGCUAAAUAAAUAAAAUUUAUACCAUAGGUUACAUAUGUACAUAUGUAUAUGUAUAUAUAGUAGCAAACAAAAAAGCUGCCACAUGCUAAGACUGCUUCAAUUAAAAAUGUUUCUUUUUGAAUAAUUGAAAUGUGAUAUUACAAAUAAGCUACGAUCGCUGAGAAAAGAGAAAGUGUGUUGUGUUCUGUUACCUUUUCCGCAACUUUUGUGGCUCAGUGCUUAUUAAUGUAUAUGUACACUGCAUAUAGCCCGACUUAUUACAUAUUAAAAGUAAUUUCACUCUGCUUUUGCCGCAUGAGCUUACAUUUGUCAUUGUUGUUGAAAACAUGACAGACUCCGAACCGGUCAGUUUGGAGUUCAUCGAAGAUCCGUACCUGCCCAAAUUGGAUAAUAUCACAACUCCAUCACUAGAUGAGCCUACCGAAUUGGAUGAUCAAUUGGUGGACUUGGCCGAUUGGACAAAUGAGACUGAACAGUACUUAAGGGAUUUAACACUAGAUCAAAUUUUUUACGAUGUAGAUUCAGAUUAUACGAACACACUUGAACUUCAGGCUGUCGAAACGGAAUUUAUAGCAACAAAACUAGCCAAUCAAUUGCCUUCAACGUCAAUCGCAAAACGCUUCCGAUUACGAUUCUUUACGAAACGUUCAAUGCGUGAGGUUAAAGUGACGUUUAUUGAUUUCUCUAAACCAUAUUUAGCCAAGAUUUCGAGUAGUGAGAAUUAUAAGAGAUUCCUAAAUAUUGGUUCCACAAUUACCAAAGAUAAUACUUCAAAAUUAUCGGAACCGGCAUCUCCAGUAGCAUCUGUUGCGUCCGCUGAUAUUGCUGCCGAGUUUGCCGCACUCACCGCAGAAGAGCAAGAGAAGCAAAGGGCCGAAUGGAGUCAAGAACUUGCUCGCGUUGAAGAGGAAAUAAAUACAUUGCGUACAGUGCUGGCAUCGAAAACGCGACAUGCUUCAGAUUUGAAGCGCAAACUGGGAAUCACUAUGUGGAAAGAGAUUACCGACGAUAUGAAUCAAGGCCUGAAGAAUGUAAAAGAAAGUUCUGUUUUUCAAAGUGUUGAACAAAGUGUUGGCAAUCUUACGAAGGCCGUGCAUGAUGCCCCAAUUUUCCAACGUACCGAAUCGGUGCUCAAGUCCACAUCGGAAAAGACCGCUUCAGUAUUUGGUAGUAUAACUAGCGGCAUAACAUCAAAAUUUUCACAAAUGAAAAACUCGGAUUCGAUGCGUUCGAUCGAAGAGAAGGUUGGCUCAGCCUAUGAGAAUGUUAAAGUAAGCUAUGAACACAACAAUUUUUUGUGCCAACCCCAUGCGACAAGAGUAUCAACUUCGCGUUCGGGUUCAAUUAACAGUUUCCCUGAUGCCUUAAAUGAAAACAAUUCGUCGUCCGGCCUGAAUUCGCCCACGGAGUCAAUAACAAAAUAAGUUUGAAAUUAAAUUGUGUUGCGGUUUUUAAUUUUCUUCAAUAUAUUAGCUUUUAAUUUGAAAAGAAAAAACACACAUACACAUACAAAUAUAUACAUAUACACAUAUUAGCAAGUGGAAUAUUA
Messenger RNA from Bactrocera dorsalis (oriental fruit fly), 2037 nucleotides. RefSeq names its product tumor protein D52. NCBI's taxonomy places the organism in Eukaryota, Metazoa, Arthropoda, Insecta, Diptera, Tephritidae. The coding region runs from base 815 to 1912 and encodes 365 amino acids. Gene Ontology annotation, cellular component: cytoplasm. The transcript is spliced from 6 exons. The record is from RefSeq and is a predicted model, not a curated record.